Molecule: messenger RNA, 2955 nt
Organism: Penicillium paradoxum
Lineage: Eukaryota; Fungi; Ascomycota; Eurotiomycetes; Eurotiales; Aspergillaceae
Product: DNA-directed DNA polymerase POL5
Exons: 5
Coding region: 1-2955 (984 amino acids)
Biological process (GO): regulation of DNA-templated transcription
Cellular component (GO): nucleolus
Molecular function (GO): rDNA binding; transcription factor binding
Source: RefSeq, a predicted model, not a curated record
AUGGGUCCCCCCUUCGCCGGUUCAAAAAAGCGCCGUCGCGAACCUCACAACAUCGAUGUGAAGUUGGUGGAGCUCUACGAAGACCUCGCCAGCGAGAAAGAUGAAAUCCGACUCAAGGCAGCCCAGGCGCUCGUUUCACAGUUCACUCCGGAUCAGAACCCUGCGGACGAACAGAUCAAGAAGGUGCUUUCGAGGCUCUUCCGCGGUCUCUGCAGUAGCCGCAAAGCCGCUCGAAUUGGCUUCUCGAUUGCCUUGACAGAGAUUUUGACUCAGGUCUUCUCCUCGCCAAGAGAAACGUCACGCUUUUGCUUCUCCGAUGCUCUGAAUCUCUGGGACUCCCAGUCGAGUUCCUCCGGCAGCGAGUCGGGGCAGGAGCAACGUGAUCACAUUUUCGGUCGGCUAUUCGGCGCUGAAGCGAUCAUCAAAUCUUCCGUUCUGUUCCAGCCUACCGUGCCUUUCGAGCAAUGGACCCAGGUCCUCGCUCUUGUCUUCGAGCUCGCACAGAAGAAGCCAUGGAUCCGCGAAGAAUGUGGGUGGAUCAUCUAUCAAUGUGUUUAUGAUCUAGCUGCACGCAAGAUGGAUGCCAGGUAUAUUGAGGCCGCACUGGAAGGCUUGUGUUCGCACGAUAUCGCCCGGUCGCCCGAAGGCGUUGCUAUCUGGUUGGCGGCGAAGGAUGUGUUCCCCAAUGCUACUUUCCCGAGCAAGGUCUGGAAGCACGACGAUCCCUUGGACACGAAGGAGCGCAGCAGCUUGUCGAAGAUUAUGAAGGAGUCGGGCGCUGCAGCGAAUGAGGGCGAGAACAAGGCAAAUAUUGCGAAGACCUCUGGUGUCUGGAACUCCAAGCUUCAUUUCGCGUGGGAUGCCGUUCUGUCCCGGACCAGUGUGGAGGCAAAGGACAAGUCAAAGAAGUCCCGUAUGAGUUACUCUGAUUUCUGGACUGAGGUUGUCGACAAUGGACUGUUUGCUGCUGCAUCGUCGGACGAGCGCAAGUACUGGGGCUUCCUUCUUUUCACUAGAGUCAUCAACGAUGGUGGAGCGCCACAAGCCUCGCUUACAUUCACCAAGAAUCUUAUGCGAUGCUUGACUAACCAACUUGCUGUGGAAGACCGGUACUUGCACCGAAUGGCCGUUAAAGCGGCUAAGGCAAUCCAAGCCCGUGUGUCCAAGGAGCCUGAAUUUGCUGCCCCAGCAAUCCGUGGUUUGAUGGGAACCAGCGGCACGUUGAACUUUGACCAGGCUACAAAGACCAAGACAGUUGAGAAAAUCGUGGCCGAAGCUAACCAUGAGGCUUUGGAAGAGAUUGUCCCAUUCUUCGAACAACUUAUCCAAAAUCCCGGCACAACGGACGAGAAGACCGCGGCGUCCAAUCGUCAAUUUGUUGCUGGUCUCCUCCUGUCAAUUGUGCGCUCCAAGGCCUCUGCCACCGAAGAGGACGUCGAAGACCUCCAGGCAAGCCUUGAGCAAAUAUUGUCCAUCUUCGUCCGCUUCGCGUACUUUAUGGAUGCCGGCAAGAGUUCAACUUCCCCUGAACCUGCAAUCUCCUCGGCGACACAGGAACUGCUACGCAACCGGAUCAAUUCUUGUUUGAACAGUCUCAUUUCCAACCAAAAGUUCGCCAUUACACUUCCGUAUGCGGUGGUGAAGCAGAUUCGCGAUGCGGCGAAGUCUGGCGAAUUCGGCAAAUUCAUCAUCGCUAUCGAUGAUAAACUGUCGGAGUCUGUAAAGGCUGCCUUCAAGUCACUGAAGAAACUGUCCAGCAAGGAGAAGAAGGAGAAGGGAAUGGCUGCAUUCAAGCUGCUUUACUCCAUGACCAUUAUGCAGGUUUACAAUGGAGACGCAGACGCAGUGUCCAUGCUUGAUGAGCUGGAAUUCUGUUACACUAAGUUCUUAGGCGAUAAGGAGACUAAGACAGAGGAUGCCGGCGAUGCCUCGGAUGCGUUAGUUGAGAUCCUCCUCAGUUUCGCAUCGAAGCAAUCGCAGUUGUUCCGUCGCAUGAGUGAGCAGGUGUUCGGCGCUUUUGCUAACCAGAUUACCGAGAAUGGAUUGGAAUCAUUGACCUCGAUUCUGGAGGCAAAAGAAAGUUUGGCUGGACAGCAAGAGAUGUUCGAAGAGCAAGAUGACGAAGGCGAGGAAGAAGAGGAUGAUGAUGCCGAGAUGAUGGAUGUCGAUGAGGAUGAACUUGACAGUGAUGUCGAGGUUAUCGAGGCUGGCGCACCCGGCUCCGACUCCGACGAUGAUGACGAGGAGGAAGAAGAAGAGGAAGAAGACAACGAAGAAGAUGCACAGGAGGUCGCCGCCUUCGAAGCUAAACUAGCUGCCGCGCUCGGCACACACGGAGCUGAUGACGGCGACUCCGAUGCCGACAUGAACGACGACGAGAUGGAUGAGCUGGACGACAAACUUGUGCAGGUGUUCCGAGCGCGCCGCCAAGAAACCUCCCACCGCAAGGACAAGAAAGACGCGCGCGAGAACAUGGUCAAUUUCAAGAAUCGUGUCCUAGAUCUGCUUGAGAUCUUUGUAAAGAAGAGCCACUCCCGAUUGCUCGCCUUGGACAUUCUACUACCCUUGCUUCGACUAUCGCGUCGGUCCAGCGUAAAGCAGAUUGCCACUAAGGCCAACAGUGUUAUUCGCGAGUACACGAAGGUGUGCAAGGGCAAUACACUCCCGAAGAUCGAGGACGCUGCACAGGCCGAGGCCCUCUGGGAGCUUCUCCGAUCCGUUCACAAGGAGGCUAGCCACAGUGGGCCCAUGGGCCAUGCAACUGCUUGCAGCCAGGCUAGUUUGCUUGUUGUUAAGGUGCUCGUUGCGCAUGAUAAGGAUGCCAUUGCGGAUGUUGUGGAUGUUUAUGCUGCCACCCGCAAGGACCAACUCAUGAGCACCAAGUGUCACGUGCAGCCAUCGUUCUUCUCGGAGUGGAACAACUGGUGUGUGUCGGCGAGCAAGCAGUUGAAGUGA